Tetrapisispora phaffii CBS 4417 is the source of this 825-nucleotide messenger RNA. RefSeq names its product proteasome regulatory particle lid subunit RPN12 (gene RPN12). Gene Ontology annotation, cellular component: nucleus; proteasome regulatory particle, lid subcomplex; cytosol. The record is from RefSeq and is a predicted model, not a curated record. The transcript has a single exon. The coding region runs from base 1 to 825 and encodes 274 amino acids. Gene Ontology annotation, biological process: proteasome-mediated ubiquitin-dependent protein catabolic process. NCBI's taxonomy places the organism in Eukaryota, Fungi, Ascomycota, Saccharomycetes, Saccharomycetales, Saccharomycetaceae.
AUGCCUUCAUUAGCUGAUCUGGUUAAAAGCUUAAACAUUGCCUUCAACAAAAAUGAUUAUGAGAGUUGUGAGAAACUAGCAACUCCUUUAAAAAUCGAAUUGAUUAAAAACAAUCUAUUCAUUCCAGAUUUAUCCAGGACCGAAGAAAGUUACAUCAAUGACCUUAACAUCUCCAAAAGGAUCCUUGAAAUCAUUGCAUUAUCUAGUAUUUAUCAAUUAAAGUUUGAUAACUUCCAAAAUUACUUCUCGCAAAUACGAUUAUAUUAUUUCAGCAACAAUCCUACAUUAGCCGCAUCUAAUGAUAAAGAUAAAUUAAUCAGUAUUUAUUUAUUGCUUUUAUUAUCUAAUGGUCAUAUAUCAGGAUUCCAUUCAGAAUUAGAAUAUCUAAGCAAACAUAUAGAUAACUUGGAAGAGAAUGAAUUACUAUCCUAUCCAAUCAAAUUGGAAAAAUGGCUGAUGGAAGGUGCAUAUCAAAAAGCUUGGGAACUGUUAAAAUCUGGUUUUAAAAUCCCUGAAUUUGAUAUUUUUACUGAAAAUUUACUAUCUGCUAUCAGAGAGGAAAUUGCACAUAACACAGAGCUAGCAUACGAUAAUCUAAAUUUGACCUUCAUCAAAGCAUUGCUGUUUUUAGAUAGUGAAAAAGCAGCCGAGAAUUUUGCAUUGGAAAGAGGUUGGAAAAUCCUUGAUGGUAAUGUCAUUUUCAAAUCUUUGGAUGAAGCAAUAAUUGAUAAGGAAGAGGAGGAGGAAGAAGAAGCGGAAGAAGAAAGAGCUACUCUAAUAUCAAAGACUUUGAAUUAUGCCAUCAAUUUGGAAACAAUUGUGUAG